AUGCCAAAACGAAAAAAUGAUGAUGUCACUGCAGACGACGAGGAUGAUGAAACGAACUCACGAGAGAAAUCUACUCAGCAAAAACAACAACAACAACAACCAUCACAGAAAGUCUAUGAUUUUCACAAGAAAACUAUCGAAGUUUAUCCUCAACGUUUACUCGAGUUGAAUCGACAGUUUGUCGCAUCCAUUACCUCUCAAGUCGAAGCUGAAGAAUAUAGUGUUCUUGUUGGAAACUGUCUCGACUAUGUUCGUCAAUAUUUUAACUAUGAAGAUGAUCUAUUGCAAUAUUCACCAUGGUUAGUAACAAGACUUAAACAAUCUCGUUCAGAUAUCGUCAAAUGUUUACAAGAGACAAUCGACGUUUACGAAGCACUUGCACGUCAUGAUUUUGAUCGUAUAAUCGAGAAGAGCUCUAAUGGACUAUCAUCAGAUGAUACAGCGAAAAAUAAAACUGCUCCAGAAGUUCAACCAUCAUCAACGUUUCAAUUUCGUCCAGCAGCAACUACUGCAUCAUCAUCCUCAGUAUUAAGCUUUCCCAAAGCAACUACAACUACUGCAGCUACUACUUCUGCUGUCACUACUACGACUAGCGAUACGAUUGGGUUUAGUUUUGGACAAACAACAACCACGACAGCAAGUAGUAGCACGUUGCCGUCAACUGGUUCUACUUUUUCUAAACCACCACCACCAUCAAUAACAACAACAACAACAUCAUCGUCAUCAUCAUCGACGACGACGACAACAACAACUGGAUUUAAUCUAUCAAAACCUGUAACAACGGCAGCUAGUGAUUCACUACCUUCAUCUGGUUUUAUCUUUUCCAAACCAAUUACUGCAACAACACUAACACCAACAACAACCAGCGACUUGACACCACCAACUGGCUUUAGUUUUAAACUGCCAUCAGCAUCAACAUCGGCAUCACCAGAUAAACAAACGAGCACAUCACCAUUUGCAUUCAGCAUACCGUCAACAGGAUUUGGAACGUCAACAUUCAACUCUCCUUCUUUCGGCAAUCUGGGAAGCGCAGAAAAGACAACCACUGGUUCAGCGUCGUCCAUCAGUUUUGCUUCACCUCCGAAAUUUUCAUUUGGAUCAACGCCAGCGAUAAGCGCAGAACAACCGGCUACGGGAGAAGAUAAUGAAGAUGAAUCAGCUGAACCACCUGAACCAGAGAAAGUUGAACACGAAGCCGAUGCCAAGCUAACCUACAGAUGUCGAAUGGGAGUGGUGAAGCUAAAAGAAAAUAAAUUAAUCAAACGUGGACCUGUACAAGUUGUGCUGAAGGAAAGCAAUGGAAAGCAUCAGCUAAUCAUUCGAUCUGAUGAUGCUUUAGGACGAUUAUAUUUGAAUAUUCUUUGGGCAAAACCCAUCGAAGCAACAAAGAAUUCUAGUAAAGAUCUUACCUUUGUUUGUGCGAUAAAUCCAGGCAUGCCUGAAAUCAAAGAAGGUGAAUUUGGCAAGGUGUUAUUGCGGUUCGAUAAUGAAACUGAUCGAAACGAUGCUCACGACAAGCUCAACAAAGAACUUUGA
Messenger RNA from Adineta ricciae, 1536 nucleotides. Lineage: Eukaryota; Metazoa; Rotifera; Eurotatoria; Adinetida; Adinetidae. The record is from the annotation of a GenBank genome assembly.